UAAGGUUUUGAAAAGGUUUUGGGACCAAACGCAAAAGGGUUUAUUGUGUUAGGUUAAAGUUCAAACGAUAGUUUGGUUGGCUUGUGGCCUUAGGGUUUUUGUGAGAUUCGGUUGAAGAGUUCUCUCCACUUUCUCUAUGGAUCUUUCAGACCUUAAUUCAGCUGAAAUGCAGAAAUUCUACUCUGAAGAACAGCAAAGAGCGAUGGUUAAUGAAAUGGUGGCAAAGCUAACGAGUGAAUGCUGGGACAAAUGCAUCACGGGUACACCUGGGAAUAAAUUCAGUUCCAGUGAAUCCAAUUGUCUUUCAAACUGUGCACACCGUUACUUGGAGAUGAGCAUGCUUAUCAUGAAAAGGUUUCAGAGUAUGCAAUGAAGAAAAAGUGUUAUCAUCCUGAAAUUUCUCUUUUGCAUGAUCGUUAAUAUUGGAAUCUUAUUAUCUGGAAGCUAUGUUUCUAUGGAUUAAUUUAUAUUUGUUGUGACUCUUGUGUCCAAAUAUUUAGUUUACAUCUUGGCUUUCCUGAAAUUUAUAGAGGAAAACACUGCCUAUUUUGUGAAUUACAUAUAUAUAUGCCUUGCGUGGCUGAAAUCA
Messenger RNA from Vigna unguiculata (cowpea), 589 nucleotides. It is a transcript of the gene TIM8, whose product is annotated as translocase inner membrane subunit 8. The record is from RefSeq and is a predicted model, not a curated record. NCBI's taxonomy places the organism in Eukaryota, Viridiplantae, Streptophyta, Magnoliopsida, Fabales, Fabaceae.